Molecule: messenger RNA, 596 nt
Organism: Nilaparvata lugens (brown planthopper)
Lineage: Eukaryota; Metazoa; Arthropoda; Insecta; Hemiptera; Delphacidae
Product: nuclear pore complex protein Nup107-like
Exons: 4
Coding region: 87-596 (169 amino acids)
Biological process (GO): mRNA export from nucleus; protein import into nucleus; post-transcriptional tethering of RNA polymerase II gene DNA at nuclear periphery
Cellular component (GO): nuclear pore; nuclear pore outer ring
Molecular function (GO): structural constituent of nuclear pore
Source: RefSeq, a predicted model, not a curated record
AAUCCGGGACUUUCGGUUCAAGUGCUCGAUACGAUUGCCGACUUUGUUCAGAACUGUUCAGACUUGCUGGUCUGAAGAACGGCGCCAUGAACACCAACGAUCCUGACAUAGCAUGGCUUGAGAGCGAGCGGAACUCGUGGAACCUGGUGCUGUGCCUGUACCAGAACCGGUUGUACCCGCCCAAGGACAAAGAGGACGCCAUGGAGGUGGCGGUGAAGCACUCGAGCGAGAAGGAGAUAGUGUCCAGUCUGUAUGUCGUCGACAACAAUGUCAAAGAGAGUCAACUAGUAGUGGACUGGCUGGAGAAAAUAGCGGCCGACCAGCUGGAGAGCAGCGCAGCGCCUCGGUUGGGUCACUUCAUGGACAAAACGGUGGCCUGGGAGAACACGCUGCAUCAGUUGCAAAGCGAGCACAACAUUGCCUACUCCAGCAGUCGUCACAUUGUGGCCAGUCUAGAGCCAGAUGCACAACUCAGGCAGAAUCGGCCGCUGCAUGAUCUCGAUAUGGAAGACGAAGCACGUCUACUGCAACAGGUGUUCACUGAAAUCAGAUUUGUGACAAUUUCAAGAAGUUCUAUUGUAACUCCUUCUAACUAA